AUGAACAUGCAUUCCUGCUGCACUGAGUCCUUGUCUAGCUCUGUAAAUAGUUACGUUUUGCUUCUAUCCUCGUCCUUCUGCCGAUGGCCGCUUGAGGUGGUACGGAGAGCCUCCUACAAGGGUGGCAAGAAGAAAUGCAAGUUCAAAACCCCAGUCGAUUGUGCCACCGUCCCUGGCAUGAUCCUGUGCCUGAGCAGUGUGUUGCAAAACAAAGGACUGACGAACCCAGCAGUGAACAAAGUUCGGAAGGUCUUUGAUGUCUUCGACAAGCAGAGCAGCAUGAACGAAAGCUUGGCUUUGCUUCCGGACCUCCAAGUGGAGGCACGGGAGAACAUGGUUCGCAUCGAGGAUUGGCACUCUGCUCUGCAAAGACUGGGUCUCGGUGCACUUCUCGAGCUCACGACCAGAUACUUCGCAAACGACAAAAACUUCAUCACCGUCGGGAAGUGCUUGUUCUUGCUGCUGGCAGCACGGCAAAGGCCGAGCAUCCGUGACUCUGCCGUAGCAUCGAGAGUCACCAUGAGACUCUUGCAUCAAUUCAGCCAGCACGUCGAGGUCAGGCUUGAGCGAGAUGGAUCGCCUUUGCUCUCCUCAUGUCCUCACCCCACGAAGUGCUCCACGUACCACCCUUACUUGAAGCACUCCCGCUCUCAGGGGCAUCCUGCUCUCAAAGACAGGCUGCUGGCCCGCUUCGGUGCCAAGUCCGGCGGAUUUGCAACUAGCAAAGAGGAGCUUUCGCUACAUGAGCUCGGGAUCGUGUCAAACAAAAGCAGAAUCGCUCAGAGAGCUUGUUCCGAAUGGCUCAUCCGCUACAUGGCCAAGGCCUCGCAGGCCAUGGCGGAUGAUGUGAAGUCUCAAGGCGACCUGAAGACGUUGAACUUCUGCCUGGAUGCUGCCCGGGUAUGCAAACAGCAGGUGCUCACGUUCCAAUUUCGGGUUGGAGAGUCUUCCCAAGCUGCCCUUUUGCAAGUGAUGCCAGACACGGCGCCUUGCCGCGACGCCCAAACCACCCUCAAGGCCUUAGACAUGGCCCUCGAGGGGGGCCUCCCGGCAAAGGGCAGGAAACUAGUGAACACCGCCAAACACCUUGUGACUUACAGACAGUCUGCGAAGCAAAUUCUGCACAGCAUGAAGAACGCCAUCGGUGUGUACGUGCAGGAUUUUUCGUUUGCAGACACUGUUCCAAGCCAGCUGUUGCGGCCGAGAGGCGACACGUGCAAGAGGUUUGAACUCACCAAGGAAGGGAAGCAGCUGCUGUCUUUCCCAGAGAACAGGAAGCGGUUUUUUCUCUUCAACACCGAGUCAGGCGAGGUCAGCCUCGACUGCCAUGCGCCGAUGGCGGUGGGCGGGUCGCCCCCUCUGACGCUGAGCUGGGCAGCAGACGAAGGGACGGACCUCUUCGUUGCAUUUCAGUAUGUGGCGAAGCAAGGAUGCUUUUGCAUCUUUUGGCCGGAUCUUUUUCAUAAGAUCCACAGGAAACAAGCCGGAGCGAUCGCGAGCUUGACUGAAAGCCGCCUUUUGAUCAGCCGGCUCACGAAACUUUUCCGAUCGAGUCGUGCCCCAUGGGACACGAGCAAGUUCGGCCGACAGAGGAUGGAAUGCCGAACUCGCCUCAUCACAGAGCUGGAAAUGCGCAGUGCGAGCAGCAGUGCGCUUGAAACCUGCUGUGCCGGCUUGGCUCGCGACUUGGACGUCCCAGUUUGCGACAUGUCGCCGCGACGAGCUUUACAGGAGCUCAAGAAGUGUGCAGGCACGUGGAAUUUGCGACUGCUGGAAUCCCUGUUUGGUUGGUGGGAGCAAGGCAUCAACCCGUAUGAUCUCCUGGGCUCCUCCUCGGCUCUGGAGUCAGCAGAUGAUGAGAAGGGCCAGCACAGUUACUCCAUCCGUGCCUUGUACUGGGAGGUCCUGUCCGACUCCACGAACCAGGCCAUCGGUCUCGCAUCCGGCGAGACUGUGAAAGGCCUGAUCAGGACCAUCGCUGACUCCACGUCUCCGAAGGCUUUGCUCUACUGCAACUGUGCUCAUGCGGCAGUAGAUGAAACGGCGCAGGAGGUCCUCACCUUCCUGUAUGACAUCCUCGUGCGGUGGCUGGGUUUCGCAUGUGAGAUCGACUCUUACAUGUGCUGCUACCCGUGGCGGUCUGUGCUCUGCCUCGAGAAGAAGCAUUGGCCGGGAGUGUUGGAGCACAUGAAAGAAGAAUGGAAGUUCAUUCUGUUCUUGGAUGGCUUCAGCAAGAAUUCCUCAGUCCGCCGCCUUUUCACCUUCACCGAGAUGCAAUGCUUCCGCGAGCUUUUCACGGAGGCUGAGUCAAUCGGCUUUGAUGCGAGUCACGUGGACUCGGAACGUGUGCGGGCCUUGGCGGCGAGACUCGCAGGCUCUGACACGAAAGCCCUGCUUACGUCGCUUCCGAACGAGCUGAUGUUCAACGAUUUGCGAGAUGCUCAGAGAAGGCAUGCCAAGCACGAAAUGGCCAAGCCAGUUCACCUGGCGGCCGUCAGCAUUCGCUCCAGUGCAAACAGGUCGCCUUUGCAGGCAGUUGAAGUCGACAAUGCAGACUGGAACAGCCACGACCAGGCCAAGGUGCUCAGAUCGAAUAUCCUUCAAGCCUCUCGUGACCGAGACAAAAAUCUCGGAAUACCCCUGCAGGAUUUGAUUUGUGAGAAAAACCUCAGCUAUGUCACCAAGCCCCACAUCUAUUGCCAGAGGCUGAGGCUUUUCCAGAACCUCAAGCGAAAGUUUUUUGCAGGUGAUGGCCAUGCCAUCGAUGUGGACAAGAUUCUUCGAGAAGUGUGGCCUUCGAACACAUUGAUGCCCGGAUGUUUGUGGCAGCAGGAGAGCUUCAACAGUGAGGCUGUGGUGGUUGUGUUGUCUGGCGGUCCUCAUGCCGUCCGCUACAUGCAGCUGAAGGUCGUCGAGGUGCCAGGCUAUGACGAGUUAUACGGCUUCGAUGCGGGCAAGCUGCAAGUGCACGAGACGCUGGACUUCCACAUGUGCUUCGGGAAGCUCUCUAUGCCGCAGCCGGUGGCAUCAGAGGAGCAUGGUUUGUUGGUGAGGCCUCUGGAAUGGCAUUCCCCCGGCGAGUUCAUGUGCCGACACACCAUCAGCCAGGUGCGAGCCGGUGUGUUGACGGAGUAUGGCAACAGUGUGGGAUUGAACCUCGGCAAGGUGAACCAAAGAAGCCGUGUGGAGCAAAUCAUGCGGCAUCACCAGAUGCCCGAGGAGCCGGAUGACGAUGCCACGGGCGACGUUUCGGAUGACGAGGCCGAGGAAGCUGAGCUUUACGAGGCCAUGAACUACAACAUCGAGGAGGAUGACGAUGCUGAUGCAGCAGAACAGGGCGGCGAGCCUGAUGCAGGCCAGCAAGACAGCAGGCCAGCCGAUGAUGUGCGAGCACCCCAACACGACGAGCAACAGGCAAGUGAUGAUGUACCCAUGGGACAUGCUGUGCCAGAGGACAGACAGGAGAGAAGAGCUGGUGGUAUCCACGAUCGCAAGGAGCCGCACAGCUACGAUUUGCCACAACACCAGUUGGCGCCGGGAACCCGUGCUUAUAUUGGCCGUCCGGAAGAUUGUUGCCCAUUUGUGCAAGUGAAGAUUCUUCCCGACGGGUUGAGGUAUGGCAACAAGCGUUCCCGUGCCUUUUCGUUUGUUCCUGCAGCCUCGACUCCGUACAGUCGUGGUGUGACACGCUCUUUUCAGCAAGCUUGCUUGGCGGCCACAACUUGGUCGUUUCAAUUUUUUAAUGCUCUGCCUGAAGAGAAGCAACGUGAGGUGCGAGAGAAAUUCCCGCCAGUCAGCCUGCCGGAAGAGGCAGGCGAAAACAAGAGAGAGGCUGCCUCAGAGCCAGCCUCCAGUUCUGCCAAGAGGGCGAGGGCCAACUGA
Symbiodinium sp. CCMP2592 is the source of this 3882-nucleotide messenger RNA. NCBI's taxonomy places the organism in Eukaryota, Dinophyceae, Suessiales, Symbiodiniaceae. The record is from the annotation of a GenBank genome assembly.